Penicillium soppii is the source of this 1311-nucleotide messenger RNA. Its product is annotated as NAD-dependent epimerase/dehydratase family protein. Gene Ontology annotation, molecular function: UDP-glucose 4-epimerase activity. NCBI's taxonomy places the organism in Eukaryota, Fungi, Ascomycota, Eurotiomycetes, Eurotiales, Aspergillaceae. Gene Ontology annotation, cellular component: cytosol. Gene Ontology annotation, biological process: beta-D-galactose catabolic process via UDP-galactose, Leloir pathway. The coding region runs from base 1 to 1311 and encodes 436 amino acids. The transcript has a single exon. The record is from RefSeq and is a predicted model, not a curated record.
AUGGUUAUUCCCACUUCAACUCCCUCUUCGAGAGCCGACAGCCCUCAACGGUCCAGUGUCGGCAGCCCGCUCGAAACUCCGAGUGUCCUGGAGACGCCGGCAACAGAGGUCGGAGACCCAUUCGACAAUAUCGGCGAACUGUUGCGCAGGCUCCCUUCCGAAAGCCACAUUCUAGUGACUGGCGGCCUCGGCUUCAUUGGAAGUCACACCACAUUGGAGCUGCUGAAGGCCAACUACAAUGUCAUUGUGAUCGACAACCUCAGCAACUCAUUCGAGGUUGUUUUCGACCGCAUUAGCCUCCUGGCAAAGAAGCACCACGAGGAAAAUGGCACCAAGAUGCCGUCUCUGCGUUUGCAUGCUCACGAUUACCGUGACACCAAAGCUCUUCAGCCGCUCCUCGAGGAGUACCGGUUGCCGUCUCGAUGGGGAACUGCAAAGUCCAGAAUUGGUGGAGUCAUCCACUUUGCGGCUUAUAAAGCCGUCGAAGAGAGCAUUCGCAAGCCACUAAAGUAUUACUCCAACAACGUCAGCGGUCUUGUUGACUUUGCCACAACUCUCGGGGACUUCGGUAUCAAGACUUUUAUCUUCUCGUCCUCUGCCACCGUAUACGGCACUCUUGCAACUUCAGGUUUGCCUUUGAAGGAAGAGCUCUGCGUGCACAAGGAAGAAGUGUACACAGACCACGCCGGCGCGAAGCAAGCCAUGCAGCCAGGAUGUACCGGAAUCACCAAUCCGUACGGACGCACAAAAUGGAUGUGCGAAACCAUCUUGGCGGACUUGGCUGCAUCAGAUGCCGAGUGGACCAUUGUUGCUCUUCGCUAUUUCAACCCCGUUGGCUGCGAUUCGUCCGGCCUUUUGGGUGAGGACCCGCGACAGGCUCCAACGAAUCUGCUCCCGGUCGUCGUCAAGGUCAUGACAGGUCAAUAUUCCGAGCUUUCAAUGUUCGGAACAGACUGGGAAACCGAGGAUGGUACCGCUGUCCGUGACUUCAUUCACGUUAGCGAUCUGGCUCGUGGCCACAUCGCCGCCCUCAGCUCGGCCAACGAGGGCAAGCUGUCUGAGAAUUUCCGCACAUUCAACUUGGGAACUGGCAAGGGAAACUCCGUUAUGGACGUGGUCACCACCAUGGAGUCUGUUAUCGAGAAGCCCAUUCCUCGACGGGCGGCGCCGCGUCGGGAAGGUGACGUGGGAGCCUGCGUUGCGGUUGUUGACCGGUCGACCGAAGAGCUUCAGUGGAAGACACAAAAAAGCCUGAAGGACGCAUGCCAGGAUAUCUGCAACUUUUUGGACGUCAGUGGUUUGUCCUCAUGA